Molecule: messenger RNA, 1062 nt
Organism: Musa acuminata subsp. malaccensis (wild Malaysian banana)
Lineage: Eukaryota; Viridiplantae; Streptophyta; Magnoliopsida; Zingiberales; Musaceae
Product: josephin-like protein
Biological process (GO): protein deubiquitination
Molecular function (GO): cysteine-type deubiquitinase activity
Source: RefSeq, a predicted model, not a curated record
UGCCCGUUCUUCUCCCUCUCUCAUUUCCCGUCCUGCUCGCCGUCGCGCGCCCUUUCUUCAUUCUCUUCCGCCGCCUUGCUUACGCUUUCCUCCGAUCAUCCAAAGAAACGAGAUUGGGAGAACCGCAUCCCUCCAUCGCUUCCUGUCUACUGGCCUACGGAACCUGGGUCGGUCCUUCCCCGCUCUCCGGUCUAGGGUUUUGACCCUCUACAGGAAUCAGGCCUACUUGAAGUCGAAAACCUACAAGUUCGAGGUUUGCCUCGGCUGCAUGUUUGUAUAGUAUUAGAUAGGAAGCUUUCUCUGGUAUAAGGAUUCAGGUAUGGAUGAAAAGCCUAUCUAUCAUGAGAAGCAGAGACUGCAGUUUUGUCUAUUGCACGCACUCAAUAACCUGAUGCAGGAAAAGGACUCAUUUCGUCGAGCUGAGUUGGAUGCCAUUGCAGAGAAACUUUUGGCCGAUGAUCCUUUCAGAAGCCAAUGGACUCCCCUAUCAUUAAUCUUUAAGCCCCAUCACAAUGUCUUUACUGGAAACUAUGAUGUCAAUGUGCUAAUUGCAGCACUGGAGUCCAGAAGGAAAAGGGUCGUUUGGCAUGAUCGUCGAAAUGGAGCUUCUUCCAUUAACCUCGCUGAGGAAUCUUUGUUGGGUAUAAUGCUUAACAUCCCUGUUAGGAGGUUCGGGGGGGUUUGGAGUGGCAGGCAUUGGGUCUCAUUGCGCAAUAUCAAUGGUGUAUGGUACAACUUAGACAGUGAUCUCGCUUCACCAGUGUCAUUCGAGCAUCAAGAAGAGAUGAGAGAAUUCUUGAACAAUGUUAUCGAUCAGGGUGGAGAGAUUCUGAUCAUCCUGCGUGAGAAGCUCUGAGAUAAGACCAGAUCCGCUGCAUUUAGCUGAGUCGUUGUACCAUCUGUUACGUUUCGGAUAAUAUCUGAGCUCAAGGGAGUUGGCAUCCAUAUUGUGUUUGUUGUUUUUGUUGAUUCCAAAGGUGUCAUUUGCCAGUCAUAACGGUUCUAAAGACAUCCAACAGAAUAUUGCUCCUGAAAAUUUCAGCAACCUCAGAUACUGUUUUU